UAUAUAUACUGUGCUGUAUUCCUGGGGAUCAUAGUCGCACUUGACUGCACUCGACAACCCAUCCCCAACAACAAUGGCCUUUAAGUUGGUCGUCUUCUCCUGCCUUGUAGCCUGCGCUAAGGCUAGCGUGGCCCCAGUAGCAGUAGCUGCUCCCCUCGCAGCGGCGCCCGUGGUCGCUGCGGCGCCAGUAGCGGCGCGACUCGAGGAAUUCGACCCUCUGCCGCAGUACCGCUUCGGAUACGAUGUGGCGGACUCACUCACCGGCGAUUACAAGAGCCAGACGGAGCAGCGCGACGGCGACCUGGUGCAGGGCCAGUACUCGCUGGUCGACUCGGAUGGCACGCGUCGCGUCGUAGAUUACUCGGCCGACUCAGUAAACGGGUUCAACGCUGUCGUGCGCAAGGAACCGCUCGUAGCCGCUGCGCCCGCUGUUGUCGCGGAACCCGGCGUCGUGCCCGCGCGCUUCGCCGCUGCUCCAGUGGUAGCCCAGCCCGCCUACGCCCGCUACGCUGUCGCCCCUGCCGCUUACACUGCUCCCGUCGCGAGAGUAGCCGCUUACACCGCCCCUGUGCCUGCCGCUUACACCGCGUCUGUGGCUGCCGCGUACACCGCGCCUGUGGCUGCUGCUUACACCGCGCCUGUGGCUGCCGCUUACACAGCCCCGGUCGCCAGGGUGGCCGCAUAUUCUGCACCGCUCGCGUACAGAUACGCCGCACCAGCACCGGUCGUAGCCGUAUAAGGAUCUGCUCUCAUCGACAAUUUAUUUUACAACUAUGGCCUAUGUUAUUAAACAUUUUUAU
Molecule: messenger RNA, 800 nt
Organism: Cydia splendana
Lineage: Eukaryota; Metazoa; Arthropoda; Insecta; Lepidoptera; Tortricidae
Gene: CPR70
Product: larval cuticle protein A3A-like
Exons: 2
Coding region: 74-739 (221 amino acids)
Cellular component (GO): extracellular matrix
Source: RefSeq, a predicted model, not a curated record